UAACGAACGGGACGCGGUCCGGCGCCCGGCCAGCCUUGCCCCCCGGAAAACCUCAGGUAGUGUGUCCUGGAGACCAGCCAGGCCCCAGCUGACACGAUGCCUAGCCCCCGCCCCCGUAUAUGAAAGAUAAUGUCAACAACUUCUAUGGCACGGCCCCCGACCACGGCCGGCAGACGGGCCCCGUACUGGGUCCGCUGAAUGCCACGACCCACGGCACGAUGGAGGCCAGCGAUAACACGGACGAUUACUGGCUAUCGAGCAUGGGGAGUGCUGGCGUGAUGCCUCUCGCCCCAUCGAACUAUCAGCUCUUCCGAAAUGUCAAGGACUUUGGCGCGGUAGGCGACGGGGUCACCGAUGACACGGCGGCGAUCAAUCGCGCAGCUGCCACAUAUGGGCUGAAUGAUCUGACCAGCCUGCGCUGUGGCAAGGACUGCGGCUCGACCUCCAUCCUCGGGGCCGUCGUCUACUUUCCCCCGGGCACCUAUCUGAUCAGCACCCCCAUUAUCCAGUACUACUACACCCAGUUCGUGGGCAAUCCCACCGACAAGCCCACCAUCCGGGGCUCCGAGAACUUCACCGGCAUUGCCCUCUUCGACACAGACUUCUACAUCCCCGGGGGCAACGGCUCGGAAUGGUACAUCAACCAAAGCAAUUUCUAUCGCCAGAUCCGCAACUUCGUCUUCGACAUGACCAGCAUGAACUGGACAAAUACCGAUAACAACCAGACCUACGUCCCGGCCGGCAUCCAUUGGCAGGUUGGCCAGGCCACGAGCAUCACCAAUUGCGACUUCCAGAUGUCAGUCUCGAGCGGCGAUCAGUCGGCCACCGCUGUCGGCAUCUUCAUGGAGAACGGCAGCGGAGGCAUGGUCUCGGAUCUGACCUUUACGGGAGGCAAUAUCGGCUUCCUCGCAGGCAGCCAACAGUUCACCGCGAUCAACCUGCAGUUCACGUCCUGUUUGACCGCCAUCAAAUCCAUCUGGAACUGGGGCUUCACGUGGAAGAACAUCUACGUGCUCUCAUGCUACAUCGCUAUCGACGCCACGGAAUUCUCGGGCGUUGAUGAUCAAGGCACCGGCUCGAUCGCCGUCGUCGACUCCCACUUCAACGGCGUCCCUUAUGCCAUCACGGUGGCCAAGGAGAACGAUGAGCAGCCGAAUAUAAUCCUGGACAACCUGCUGGUCGAAGACUCCACCUCGGUAGUGCUCGUCUCCGGCGGCGAUACCAUCCUGGAGGGCUCGUCUGGAUCCUUGUACUACAACUCGUGGGCCAACGGCUACGAGUACUUGCCAGACGGGACCAGUGGCAUCAUGACUGGAUUCAUGGACCCCGCCCCGGAUAAGCCGGAGUCGCUGCUCGAUAGCUCGGGCGCCUACUUCCGGCAGGCGAAGCCGCAGUACGCGGACGAAACCCCGAUCGUAGCGACGGAGAACGGGGUGUCGAAUGACAUGAGCGGCGACCAAGCAUCGGCGAUCAACACCCUUCUGGCUGACAACGUGGGAUCGGUCAUCUUCUUCCCCGCCGGUAUCUACCUGGUCGAGGACACCAUCAAGAUCCCCGUGGGCAGCCGCAUCAUUGGCUCGGCCUGGAGCCAGAUCAUGGGGACAGGCUCCGCGUUCCAAGACCAGACGAACCCCAAGGUGGUGGUGCAGGUGGGCGAGACAGGUGACGAGGGCACUAUUGAGAUUGCCGACAUGCUGUUUACGGUUCAGGGCCCGACGGCCGGUGCGGUGCUGAUGGAGUGGAAUGUCCACGAGAGCACCCAAGGCAGUGCGGCCAUGUGGGAUAGUCAUUUCCGCGUUGGGGGCGCCAAUGGCACGAACCUAGGGCUGGAUGAAUGCCCGGCCGGAUCGGGGGUCAACACGGACUGCAUGGCGGCGUCGCUGAUGCUGCAUAUCACCAGCUCCGCCUCCGCCUAUCUGGAGAACGUGUGGGCCUGGGUGGCCGACCACGAUCUGGACAGUCCGUUGAACUCGGCGGCGUCAGAGAGCGACGCCGGAGUGCCGCUCAAUGUCGAGACGGAUGUCUCCGUGUAUGGCGGUCGGGGCAUCCUGAUCGAAUCGCAGGGGCCCAGCUGGCUGUAUGGCACGGCCAGUGAGCACUCGCAGCUGUAUCAGUACGAGCUGCUCAACGCCUCGACCAUCUACCUGGGUCACAUGCAGACCGAGACCCCCUACUACCAGCCCAGCCCUAACGCGCUGAGCCCCUACACCAUCGGCCUGUUCGCGGGCGAUCCCACCUUCUCGGACUGUUCCGAUGACCUCUGCCGGGGCGCCUGGGCUCUGCGCGUGCUCAACUCGACGGAUGUCUUCAUAUACUCGGCCGGCUUCUACUCGUGGUUCAGGGACUACGAUGAAAGCUGUGUGGACGACGCGACAUGCCAGCUGGCCCUGGUGGACACCAACUAUGCCGACGGGCUCUGGCUGUACAACCUCUUCACCAAGGGCGGCGUGCAAGUCGUGUCCCCCGAGGGAGGGCUGGAGGCGCUGUACUUCAACUCGACGACGCAAGAUGGCUACACCAGCGAGAUCGCUGCGUGGCUGGCGCUGGCCGAGGGGGGCGAGGACAUCGGCACCACCAGCAACUCCUCGGGCACCGUCUAUGUCGAUCCAUCCAUCUGGAACGAGAGCAGCCCAGUGAACGUGUCGUGCUGGGAGCCAUGCGAGUACAUCCUGCCGCCCAUUGUGCUGCCGUCCAACACCACCUUUGUCUAUCCCACCCUCGUCACGCCCGUCGUCAUCGGCGAGCCGGUGCCGACCUGGUACGUCUACAAUGGCAAUACCACCACGACCACCGAGUAUGUUACCAGCACCACCACCUUGACCGUCGUCAUCCCCACCGUGACCACCUCAACCGUCAGCCAGUGGAACGUCGCCAUCGGCUCCGGCACCACCUCGACCGUCAUUACCCCGUCGCCCAGUGUCAUCGCCCCGGCCUUCAACGUCACCUAUCCCUCCUUCGUGUGGAAUGGCACCACCUAUCCCCCCUCCGUCUACCCCUUCUAUCCGCCCCCCUGGCCGGGCAACACCGUCCCCACGGUGACGGCCGCGACUACCAGCUCGGAUGUCAUCACCUGGGUCAGUGACGGCGCCACCUGGGUGACCACCCUGCCGGCCUCGACCACCACCUCUUCCUCCAGCGAUACCGGGUCCCAGACAACCGGGGGUGGGAGCGACGACGAUCACCACAAUCAUCACCAUAUCACCCAUCACCAUGGUGCGCCGAGCCCGACGUGUCUGAACUCGAAACUCUGCGGGCAUAAGUGCCAUGAGGGCCUGCUGGGCCUGGUCUUUAAUGUGUGCCAUCCAUGCUGGAUCGGCUGUGGUGGAUCCAGCUCGCCCAACGACGAGCCCAAUAACCCGAACGGCGAUCCGGAUGACUUCAGCAGCUCGUCGUCCUCCGAGUGUGAAACCGCCACCUACAGCUCCUGCAGCACGGCCUGCAUCACGGCCUCCCCAUCCGAGAGCUGCACCUCCACCUGCCGAGACGUCAUCGGCUGUGACACGACCGGCACCGCCAACAGCUUCACAUGGACCCCCGCGCCGCUCUUCACCGGCACGCCCGACUCCUGGUCGGACUACACCGAAGCUGGAUCGGCUCUGUCGGAAUCCGAAUGGUCGGCCGCCGGUGCCAUCUACUCCGAGUUCACGACCAUCACCGGCAUCGACAUCCCAACCACGACGGCAACGGCGACAGGCACGGCUACCGGGACCGCCACCGGCGGGACGAGUUCCGCCGGGGACGGUACGAGUACCUCGAUCUCCACCGAGACCGUGACGCCUACCCCGACGCCCGCCAGCACCGUCACGGAAGUCAUCGUCGUCUCAACCAUCACCAAGGUCGCAACCACCAGCUACUCGGUCUUAGCCGGGGCAGCCGUGAUCGCGGCCGAGAAGCGUCUCGAGCUCCGCAACGAGGAGCUCCGUGAUUACGACCUCAACUUUGUCCAAACCUCCACCACGGCGGACGUCUGCACCGCCGGGUGGGCGUACAACUACGGCGUUGCCUCGCCCACCCCCACCACCUGGUCCGAGAUCCCCAAGUAUGUGUCCUUCUUCUCGGUCCUCACCGUCCAUUCGUCCAAGUACUCCGCCUGCGUCUAUUCCAACUCCGCGGCCCCGAGCGAUGGCGACGGCGGCACCCUCGCCUGUGAUAAGGAUUUCACGCUGUCGUGUGCGAUCGAGACCGGGCCCGUCCUCGGUUGCAAUGCCGAUGCCCUGGCCGGUUAUGAUACCAGUAUCAAGGUGCUGGUCAAUUGUCCCAUCUCCACCAUGACCAGCUCCUACUCGACCUAUAGCUCCAGAGUGACGGUGACUACGGAGAUUUUGUAGGGAGUUAAACCUGUCGGGUCGGGGUUUGUCGUUUUGUAUAUAUAUAUAUAUAUAUCUUUAUGGAUCCAGUGGCCUCCGGU
Molecule: messenger RNA, 4408 nt
Organism: Aspergillus ibericus CBS 121593
Lineage: Eukaryota; Fungi; Ascomycota; Eurotiomycetes; Eurotiales; Aspergillaceae
Product: glycoside hydrolase family 55 protein
Exons: 5
Coding region: 120-4328 (1402 amino acids)
Source: RefSeq, a predicted model, not a curated record